AUGCUAUCAGGCAUCGUCCUUAUUUUGGGCAUUAUGGCAUGUCUGGGCGUUGUGCGGGCUUUCAUUUGUUACCGUGCCAAUGUAGUGAUGCAGAAUGGAAUGCGAAGGGCGGAUAUAGAUGCUCAACUUGCAGUACGGCGCCAUGGCUUCGGUGUGAAUGAGUCUUUUCCUUCGCAAGGGCGAUCGAAUGGCGUGUUUCGGCAGUGCUUUGGCUCAUUGAUGAUGACGUUUAGGCCAAAGUCAAAGCGGAAGGAGCAACACAGAGAAGAUCAAUUGGCAUCCUCUUUGAGAAGUGUGUUUCAUUGCACUUUGUGCCACUCUACCUUGCGUACACGUGCACUUACAUCUGCCGCUAACUCAAUGAAGGGAGUAGAGGCACCAGAGAACUCACACGUGGGCGGCCCGAACAGUAGCCUUUAUGUGGCGGAUGACGACCACGACGAUUUCGUCGUAAUUCUAUUACCAUGUAGUCAUUUAUUUUGUCGUCCGUGCGUGGGUUUGGAGGCUCCUCAAGGCCCUGCAGCAGAAGUGGGACGUGAGAACACUGCCGCCCACCCAGCAGAAGAGGCAGCGGCAGAGGUAGUGGCAACCGCGCCACCAGCACCACAUGACGGUGAGGCCAGUCGCGCGAAUAACAUCAACCCUUGCCUCAGUUCGGAGGGAGGUGUGGCUGCCUUCCACGAUGGGGAACAACCUGCCCUGGAUGCCCGCCCCGAAUCACGCGAGGGGCAGCCCUGGCAAUCGGAAGAGCCCCCUAUUCACGCAGAGGGGGCACAGUCAGAGACGAGAAUCGGCGGCGCCAACACUACAAGGGGGGAACCACGCCGGCGAAUCGCAAAAUGGAAGGAAGGGCUGUUGCGGUCCUUGCGAAGACUGAAAAGUAGGCGUACUCGCACCACUUCGGUUCGUGCUCAAGCCGAAGAAGAAAUUGUGGUGAAUAGUAUAAAACACAAAUGCCCUAAAUGCAAACAGGCUGUGAAGGACGUGCUCUUUCCCGAAAAUAUCCUUCAGUUGUAG
Trypanosoma grayi is the source of this 1017-nucleotide messenger RNA. RefSeq lists its product as hypothetical. The coding region runs from base 1 to 1017 and encodes 338 amino acids. The transcript has a single exon. The record is from RefSeq and is a predicted model, not a curated record. Lineage: Eukaryota; Euglenozoa; Kinetoplastea; Trypanosomatida; Trypanosomatidae.